AUGAGUGAGAGCGGUUUGGGUGUGGCAGGUGCGGACUUUCUGCUGGCGGCGUUGGAGGGUUGUGUUUCGGAGGUGGUGGAGUGCGUUUCGGCAGCAAGUGCCUCGUUGCGGGCGUUGCCAUCAGCGCAGGAGGCGUUUUAUUUGACGGAGCGGCAGUUGAGGCGACGGUUGCGCGUGGUGGGUGCUGCGGGUGUGAAGGCGAAGGGAUGGAAGGCGGCGAGUGGGAGUUUGAAGUGCGAGAUGUUGGCAUGGUUGCGGUGCCGUGAGGGGUUAAGUGGGAGUGCAGCGGCGGCCAAGUUGGCGGCGCGUUUCUGGACGUCGCCAAGCGCAGCUCGCGAGUUGUGCGACGCACGGUCCGACUGGUGCGCACUACGGCGCGCCGUGCGCGUCCUCCACGCGCAGGCGAGACGCAUGGACGCCGCACAGGACCGUGACGCGCACACCACACCCGCCGAACUCUUCCUCUGGCAAAAAGCAGACACAUGCGGUCGGUGGGCCGCGACUGGCGCGCGGUCACGUUUCGCACUCUGCUACAACAGCCUCAUCCAACAAUACUUCCUCGCAUUGAACACGCGACCACGCCAUCGCCGCACACUCACACGCCCACACCGUGGCACAAGGCAACACAGCCCCACGUAG
Messenger RNA from Gregarina niphandrodes, 639 nucleotides. RefSeq lists its product as hypothetical. NCBI's taxonomy places the organism in Eukaryota, Apicomplexa, Conoidasida, Eugregarinorida, Gregarinidae. The transcript has a single exon. The record is from RefSeq and is a predicted model, not a curated record. Bases 1 to 639 code for a protein of 212 amino acids.